AUGCCUACCAGGAUCCUUGUACUACAUGGCUACUGUCAAAAUGCUUUCCACGCGUACCGCAGACUUGCUCCGGUAAUCGAAGGAUGUGGAGAUCAAGUUCAAUUCUAUUUCCUCGACGCUCCUAUGAACAUGUUACCCGUCGAUCCCAAGGCUCACUUUGGUAACAUUACGGAUGUACGGGAUACUCGGAAAUCUGUUCCAAUGUGUUCAACGCCAACAAUGUAUCCGUCAAAAUCUGACGCUAAUCGCGCAUGGUUCAAAAUAAAUGACGUGGGCCGCGACUCAUUGCCUGGGAUUGAGCAAACUUGGGUGUAUCUCCGGGACAUUCUAAAGCAACAUAGGUUCGAUGCUAUUUUUGGGUUCAGUCAAGGUGCUGCUAUGGCCGAGCAGAUCUCCGCAAUGCUUGAACGCCCGCACCUAUUUCCAAUCUUUUGCGAAAAUGGUAUUGCGCCUCAUCCUACGUUAGAUUUCAUUGCCUGUGUCUCAGGCUUUCUGAUUCGAGGACCAAAGCUUUCUUGGGAGUCGGACUCAGCCUGCAAGACUGCCAUUGCUGCGCCUGAGUUUGGAUUCGCCAUAAACACCCCGGCUUUAUAUGUGGUAGGACAAACCGAUAUUGUCGUGCCACCGGAGCGAUCACAUAUAUUCGUGCAACAUUCCAAGUUCCACAGAGUAGAAGAGCAUCAUGGAGGUCAUUUCAUUCCACUCAAAUCUAAAUGGCCUCAAUUCUUCAUUUCAUUUUUUCUCAAUCCAUUUGCGGAGAUUUCGUCGCCUACCCCAUCUCUAUCCUCAACGCCAUCUUCAAUCGCGUCUACCGAUGACGAGAAUUUCGGCCUGGCUACGCCUAGCACACACGCAUCAGCAUAUGAGACAGGUCAGACACUUCCACGGCGCCCUGAUGAUCUUGUUCAUCAAGAGAACGAGUUUGAAGAGGAGCAGUACCUUUUCUCUGUCGUCUAUGACACUGGUUCGGAUCUUGAAUACCUUCCGUUGUCGGCGCUAUCAUCUCCUCCAGACACACCGUUCUUGCGGACACCUCAACUUCCAGUGCUGGAGCUGGACGAACCGAGCAUAGUCGUGCACUCCGAUAAGCACGACUUCGAUGUAGUCGCGGACCUUUUCCCGUCCGUACCGGUCCCUAAACGAACUGCUUCACAUGAUGCUGAGUCGGUCAAGUCUAAACUAUAA
Messenger RNA from Lentinula edodes (shiitake mushroom), 1185 nucleotides. Its product is annotated as serine hydrolase-domain-containing protein. Bases 1 to 1185 code for a protein of 394 amino acids. NCBI's taxonomy places the organism in Eukaryota, Fungi, Basidiomycota, Agaricomycetes, Agaricales, Omphalotaceae. Gene Ontology annotation, cellular component: nucleus; cytoplasm. The record is from RefSeq and is a predicted model, not a curated record. The transcript has 8 exons.